AUGGCGUUGCGUUGUCAAUUCGAGAAUUCGUCAGAGAUUGGCGUGUUUGCGCGCCUCACAAACUCGUACUGCCUUGUAACCGUGGGCGGAUCUGCCAACUUUUACUCGGCCUUUGAAGUGGAACUGGGCGACCUGAUGCCCAUUGUGCAUUGCACGAUUGCAGGAACGCGGCUCGUCGGUCGUUUGACUGUGGGAAAUCGCCACGGCCUGCUUGUGCCGAUGACUACGACAGAUCAGGAGCUCCAGCAUCUACGGAAUAGCUUGCCCGACUCUGUGGCGAUUCAGCGUGUUGAAGAGCGUCUGAGUGCCUUGGGUAAUGUGAUUGCGUGUAAUGACUACGUGGCGAUCGUGCACCCCGACUUGGACCGCGAGACGGAGGAGAUCUUGGCGGAUGUUCUCAAGGUCGAAGUGUUCCGGCAAACGGUGGGUGACAACGUGCUUGUGGGCUCGUACCUCGCCAUGUCCAAUCAGGGUGCUCUGGUGCACCCCAAGACAUCACUGCAGGACCAGGACGAGCUGUCGUCGCUCUUGCAAGUGCCACUCGUGUCUGGUACGGUCAAUCGCGGGUCUGAUUUGAUCGGUGCUGGGCUUCUUGUGAAUGACUGGGUCGCCUUUGUCGGCCUCGAUACGACGGCCACGGAGCUGAGUGUCAUUGAGUCGACAUACCGCCUGCAAAACCAGGAAGCCGGUGCUGUGGUGGACCAGCUGCGCGACGCAUUGGUCGAUACAUAUGCAUAA
Malassezia restricta is the source of this 738-nucleotide messenger RNA. RefSeq names its product translation initiation factor 6. The coding region runs from base 1 to 738 and encodes 245 amino acids. Gene Ontology annotation, cellular component: nucleolus; preribosome, large subunit precursor; cytosol. Gene Ontology annotation, molecular function: ribosomal large subunit binding. Gene Ontology annotation, biological process: cytosolic ribosome assembly; maturation of LSU-rRNA; maturation of 5.8S rRNA. The transcript has a single exon. The record is from RefSeq and is a predicted model, not a curated record. NCBI's taxonomy places the organism in Eukaryota, Fungi, Basidiomycota, Malasseziomycetes, Malasseziales, Malasseziaceae.